CCAUCUCGGUUGCUUGCCACUACAGCCAGGAAGAAACCCUAGUGGGAGGAGUCUUUCUUGUUGGGGAGAGGGGUUGCCGCCUAGGGCUGGGCGGCGCUAUGGCGGCUUGGGGAUUGUGACGCGCACGCGCGUGGAGCAGCAGCAGUGACGCGCAUCGGCCGCGUCGUCGUCGUCCCCGAGCGAUCGCGCGGCUUGGAUUUCCGAGGUAAGGCUGGAAAUCGGAGAUCUUGGCGAGGAAAUCCGGUGGUCGGCGCCCGCGCUCUCGGUGUUGAUGAUAGUCGGCUUGGCUGCUCCAGAUGCGCAGAUUAGUUAGGUCGCAGAUCUAGCUCAUUCUUUUGGUGGGAAUUGGCUGGAGCUGGUCCGUCAAAUGUAUAGAGCUAGGAUCGUGACGCAGCGGAAUUCUUGAAUUUCUAGAUCAGGAAAUGGCAGCAGCGGGGCAAGAAUUGCUGGAGCUCAAAUUCCGGCUCAGCGAUGGCUCCGACAUCGGGCCUUACAAGUAUGCUCCCGCCACGACCAUCGCCACGUUGAAGGAGAGUAUCAUCGCACAGUGGCCACAAGAGAAAGAGAAUGGUCCAAAGUCGGUGAAUGACAUGAAAUUGAUCAAUGCUGGCAAGGUGCUUGAGAACAACAAGACAUUGUCAGAAUCAAGAGUCCCCGUUGGAGAGCUUCCCGGUGGAGUGAUAACAAUGCACGUCGUGGUUCGACCCCCGUCCACUGACAAAGGAGGUGGUAAAAGAAGCAUCCAUCCGACUCUUCCAAGCACAACAAGUGUUCUUGUUCGAUACUGUAACAUUGCGGCCAGGCCAUCGCCAUCGCCAUCGACGAUCGCCAUCGCCAUUGUCGUCGACGCACACGCUACGGAGGAAAAUAAUAUGCAUGCAUGGUUCUUAAUCUCUUCUUCCCUCUUCUCUCUUCUCUUUUUCUUUUCGCUCUAUACAAAGGUUUUUACUUGGUCAUGCUGCUGUUAGCUACGAUCACCCGGUGAUCAAAACUCGAUCGGCUCGAGCUUUGAUCCAAAUCCAGCAGCAAGUUUUGAAACUUUCGGAAAAAACUUUGGUGGAACUUUGGGCUUGCCGACCUGAAAGAUUGCACAAAUCUUUACAAUAAGGAAAAUGUGAUUGAUAA
Messenger RNA from Selaginella moellendorffii, 1125 nucleotides. Its product is annotated as membrane-anchored ubiquitin-fold protein 3. The transcript has 3 exons. Gene Ontology annotation, molecular function: protein binding. The record is from RefSeq and is a predicted model, not a curated record. The coding region runs from base 423 to 968 and encodes 181 amino acids. NCBI's taxonomy places the organism in Eukaryota, Viridiplantae, Streptophyta, Lycopodiopsida, Selaginellales, Selaginellaceae.